CCCGUGCCAACCUCAUGUGAGGCGGUGCUUAUAUGAGCACUUCAACGCGGGGUCUCUCUUUCAACUCUCAUAAUUAAUCGUGGUGCUUGUGCGAUACUUAGUGAGUUUCAGGUUGAUUACCAUUACUUCUUAUCUUUUGCAUACAGUGGGGGAUGCUUUCACAGUCUUUCUCAGAGAACUUGACACAAUUAUGUCUCCACCGAUCCCGGAAAGCGCCUCUCGUGGUUUUUGGUAGUGGUAGUCAUCUGGUCAGCAGCAGCCUGCACCACCAUCGGAUCCAGCGCUUGACACUUAGGGAUGGGGAGAUCCCUAACUUCUCAGCUUUAACCUCCUUACAAGAGCUGUCACUUAAUUGUCGUGCCUCUACGGUUGACCCAGCCCGUCUGGAGGCUUUUUUUCGUCUUCUCUCCCAUGCUCCAAUCCGCCACAUACGACUUCAAAUGCAGCAAAUCCCCUUCUUCCCUGCUGUAAAUGCAAUUAAUCUCACUCAUGUUGAAUUGCACACUUAUCAUCCAUCAAUUCCAAAUGCCAUCAAUGCCGCGACCAAUCUUGUGUACUUCUCCGUGGUUGUUAACCGCCUUUCCACAUAUGUGACAAGUCCCGUAACUGGAAUCACAGCACUGCCGUUCUUGCGGUCCCUCACCCUCGGAGGGGCUUCCAUGCAUCAUGGACUCUUCCCCCAAAGCGCAGACAGGUUAGAAACCAUUCAAUUGAUAAAUUCAAAACACCCUCCACCAGUGCUUCAUUCCUCACAAUUCCCUUGCUUGCGGCUCGCCGCCAUCGACGCAUGCAACAUCGAUGUCAACGACCUGAAGGAUUUCUUUGCUCAUCACCCUAAACUUGAACAUUUUUCCCUCCUUAAUUUGCGUGAUACCCAUGACCCGCAUUUUCUGGAAUGCCUGUGCCGUGAUGACUUAGUUUUGUGUCCCUCGCUACGCUGGUUGCAGCUGGACGUUAUCUCGAGGGCAAACGAGUGGGACCGCGUGUUUGCCGGCGUCCUUUCCCACUUGCACUAUAUCAGGUUUUUCCAGACUUCCACCCCUCUCUACAUCGGACUUUACGGGAUAUCAGAAAGUAAUACACCUUGCACGUUCCAGCUUGCAACAUCCAAGCAUAUUCCUCUAUUCCUUAUCUCUUUUUCGGAUCCCUUCCAACCAGAUUGGCUCUGAUCUCUGGCUUCGCCUAUCAGUUGCUGUCAGCAUGAGACGGUCAAUCACAUGGCGUGGGAUUGCUACUGAUCUUUCACUCCAAUAUCCGUCUCAACAAGCUGUUCCGGCUAAUUCUCACGUUCUUGUGUAAUGAAGUUCAUGUGGAACAAGGUUAUGUUGCCCUCCUACAAUGAAUGGGAUUGAGAUACUUGACCCUUUCACCUGGACAACAUUCCUACCGGAGCU
This is a messenger RNA of Cantharellus anzutake, 1394 nucleotides long. RefSeq lists its product as uncharacterized. The transcript is spliced from 2 exons. The coding region runs from base 153 to 1169 and encodes 338 amino acids. The record is from RefSeq and is a predicted model, not a curated record. NCBI's taxonomy places the organism in Eukaryota, Fungi, Basidiomycota, Agaricomycetes, Cantharellales, Hydnaceae.